CAGGCAUUAUUGUUUUUGGACACCCAUCAUUUUUUAUUUGUAAAGCUUUGGAAGACGGAAACCUUUUGUUAGAAGAGUGGCACCAUCAACUCUUCCACCCUCCAACUCUUCCUCCCCAAGAUAUGGAUUGGGAACCACUAGCACUAGUUUUUCUCCUCUUGUCACGACCCAACACGAGGUCGCCACCCUAGGACUAUAAUUCCACCUUAAUCCCUAUAAUAUAAGUAGUCUUUUUACACCAAAAGAAGAAGAAAUUGAAAUCCCAACAAAAAUACUAAAUUCUUCCCAUGUAUUCAAGUUAUUACCCUUUGCACGUGGCUGGAUAUAUGGUGAAAUUAGUCGGUUGCACAUAAACUAGCCCGGAUAAAACUUUUUUAGAUGGAAUCAUAAUCCUAGUGCACGAUUCUUUUUUGUAUUGGGAAAGUAUUUGUUGCCACUAAAAAAAGAAAAAAAGAAAAUUUAAAGUAAAUGGCGACGAGGAGCAACUUCUACAAGAAUCCUUCCUAUGCUUACAACAAAGACUUCAAUCUCAAUUCUGCUCUUCAAAAUCUUCAAGCUUAUAAUGUUGUUACCGGUAACAUUCCUCCUCCGGUCGAGUCGAAUUCCGUUGAGGAGAAAACCGUCCACCGGAAACUUCGCCGGGAACGGAAAUCUAAGGUGCACCAGCACAAGGAAGUGGAAGAUAAUGACGUCCCUCUGUCUCACCUGGAUUAUAUUAAAAAAAGGAGGAAGGAGGCUAGUUCAAGUCAGCCUUAUCAAGAAUUGACUGCAGAAGUGUUGGAACCUUCACAUUCAGCAUUGCAUUUGGUGGAGUAUGAGA
Molecule: messenger RNA, 820 nt
Organism: Nicotiana tabacum (common tobacco)
Lineage: Eukaryota; Viridiplantae; Streptophyta; Magnoliopsida; Solanales; Solanaceae
Source: RefSeq, a predicted model, not a curated record